UACUCCUAUGGAGAGGAUGUGGGGGACAGGAUGGUUCUCCCCACAGGCAGUGAUGUAAACUCCCCCUAUGUUUCACCUCCAAUGGGAAUCCCUUUCCUUGGAUCACUUUGGGAUAGAGUGCAUUUUUCGGAUAAUGGAUUGGUUCACUUUCAGUUGCCUCACACCAAUGAGAAGUACUCUUUCCCAAACCCACCGGAGAAUGGCUUCCAGGGUGAUGAAGGCAUGCCAAUGCUGGCUGUCUUUUGGGAAGAUUCCAACCUCACCGCAGGAGAUGGGAAACUCUUCUACCAGGUUUACAGCAAACCAGAUGCCCAGGACAUCUUUUCCAAAAUAGCAUUCAACAGAACCACAGGAGACGUGAACAAGUAUUUAGUUGAAAAGCGAGACAGAGCUGUAUUUGUACCGCGAUGGAUUCUGAAGAUUACGUGGGAUCAUGUGCUGCCCGUUUUCUUUCAGUCAAGUAACUCCUCAGAGACAAACACUUUCCAGUGCAUCCUCACCACAGACGGUAACCGCACGUUUGCCCUGUUGAAGUACUCCGAGAUGCUGUGGGGUCCAGGUCAAAGAGUCAACCACAGAGCACUCAUGGGAUACACAGAUGGAGCAGGGGCUUUCUACAACGACCCCCACACGCAACAGAACAACUCCUAUGGGCCGGGGGGACGGUACCGGCCAGACCAGGCGCUCGGCAACACCGGACUGCGGGGCCAGUGGAUUUAUCAACUCGACAUGCCGGGAGCCUACGUCAACAAGGAGCCAGACUACCGCAUCAUGUGUCAUCAGUGGUACCUGAACGAGCCUGACGCUUCCUUGUGGACUGCUGGGCUAACCCCCUGCCCCUGCCACAGCUCUCAAGCUGCUGAAGAUGCCAGCUUCACAGUGGAGGUUCUUCCUGAGGAGAUGGCAGCGAGGGUGCAGGCGCUUCGGAGCCUGCAGACUGAGGGGUUCGUCUUCCAGUCCAUGCUGCCCAAUAAGUACAAUGCGGGCCGGAGGUGCACCUUCAGUUCCCAGGGUUACCUGCUCAGAGGGAGCAGUGAUCGCUUCUUUAUUAACAGCCCAGCCUUCCCCUGGGUUGAGGAGCACAUCAACAAGGAUCUGCUGCCCUUCGACUGGUGCUGCAUUAAAUCAUCCCAGUGCCACAUGUACUACACAAAGCGACCACAAGAAAACUGUGAUCAUUAUACACCCGGAGGGAUGGGCCUGGUCUAUGGGACCCUGCAUGUGAAGACCUUUGACGGGACUGACUACGUUUUUAAAGGACUGGGCGAAUUUGUCCUUCUCAGACUGUCGUCAAGCCAAGGAUCCAACGUCUUCACCCUGCAGGGGCAGACGGACGCUGUGGUGACUGACGGAAGGCAUUCAAACGUGACAGCUUUUGUACGACUAGCGGCUUUUUAUCAGGGAACAAGCAAAGUAGAGUGGAGACCAUCUGACAGCAAGGAGGAGCUGAGAGUGCUGGUGGAUGAUGAAGCAAUAGAUUUAAAUUCUGGAGCCAGCUAUAUGAAUCAGGACGGGUUUGCCCUGAGCUGCCCCCAGCCCAGGCAGUGCAGCCUUGUUUACUACUCAGGCUUGCAGGUGCAGGUGGAGAUGGGCAUCAGUGGAUACCUCAUGGCCCUGAUUAAAACACCGCAGUGCUUCUACAACAAGACUGUGGGCCUGCUGGGCAUGUGGAACAGCAACCAUGCAGACGACUUCCUCUACUCCAAUGGGAAACGCUUAGCUUCUGAAGAGGGGAAGCUCCCCUCUGAAGAGGAGCUGCAGGACUUCGGCCUCUCCUGGUCUGUUCCCUCUCCCGAGAGCCUUCUUCACUCAGACCAGCCGACGAGGACAUUCCGCCCUGCCUUCACUGCGGAGCUGCUGGCUUCAGUGAGCACAGAGCGGCUGCAGGGAGUUAGUGAGACCUGCAGUGGGAGCGAGCAGUGCGUCCAUGACACUCUAGCCACCAACAGCGUGGCUAUGGGUUUGCAGACUGCACAGUACAGCCACAGAUUCCAAAAACUCACCGUCAUAUUUGGAAGUAUGCCUCCUGUGUUUACUGGACCUUCAUUUAUCCAGUGUAAACUAAACUCCACAGUCAAGGUAACAUUCAAAGCUUUGGACCCGAACAACGACACCAUCAGAUUCUCACUUGUGUCUCCAGAGCCUGAGGGAGUGCACAUCGGGAGUGCUGACGGUGUGCUCACCUGGACUCCACAGAGCAUGGCUCCAGUGACGUUGACAGUGCAGGUUAAUGAUCAGCUGUCUGGUUCUGUAUUAAGCCCUGUCCUUCAGAUCUGUAACUGUACCAACGGAGGGACCUGCGAUUACACCAGUGUCAUCCAGAACCAUCACAGAGGAACAUUUCAGGUUGUAGGCUGCCUUUGUCCAGAAGCCUAUUCUGGAGCAUUCUGCUCUGACCCUGUCAAUGCAUGCAGAGGGAAGCCUUGUUUCCCAGGUGUAGCCUGUGCUAAUCAGCCCAGCCCAGCAUUCUUCACAUGCGAUAUGUGUCCUACAGGGACAGUGGCACAAGACAAGAAUGGAUAUAAGUGCUUUAUAAACAAUUUCUGCCUGCCUCCAUUCCCGUUCCCAUGCCAUGAGAUGGCUGAAUGCUUCAGUUCAGGGUAUAAGUACACCUGCAAGUGUAAGGAUGGAUUCUCAGGGGAUGGGCUCAACUGCACAGACAUUAACGAGUGUGAGAACCCAGUUACAUGCGCAAGUGCAAAGUAUGAGUGUGUCAAUACCAUUGGAUCGGUGACGUGCUCCUGCAGGUACCAGACUGUUCCAGACACUGACGCCUGCGGUGACUCAGAGAACCCUCCAGGGUGGAAUGUUUUCAACUGCACUUUGAAAUGGAAUUUGUUGCUCACUACUCCAGAACACACCACUGACCAGCUUCGAAACAUCCUGGCUCUGGGCUUCCAGAACAAGUUCUACAACGCGAGUAUGAAGUCAUUUCUAGGGGGCGGUCCUGCAGUGGAGUACAGGGUUAAUGUGUCCAGCGACACGCCACACUGGUAUGUCAGGGACUACCUGUCACGAGUCGGACAGUUCUACAGCAUCGACCCAGCCACCAUCACAGUGGGAGAACUAAAUGAAUGCAUCACAGGGGAAGCAAACUGCAGUUCAACAGCGUACUGUGAAAAUACUUACGGAGGAUAUAAAUGCAUCUGCAACAGUGGUACUUAUAUGGGGUCUGAGUCCUGUGUCUAUGCUACUGGUAAGAAUUUAUAUCAUUCAUACUAGUGUGAACACAAAGCAAGCAUUUAUAUCAUUCAGUACUAUCGUAAUGCAAACAAGGGUCACGAGUCUCAAAGCCAUUAACUGUCAUUAGCAUGAUGUUUUUCAGAACACGGGGGCUCCAAGCUAUGCCACUGCUGACCGUGGACAGGAGUUCCCAGGGGCGGCGCACCAUUGGCCAAGUUUCACCUAUUGACUUUUAGCCUAAUGUGAAUAAAGUGGCUUCACUGUA
Messenger RNA from Polyodon spathula (Mississippi paddlefish), 3448 nucleotides. RefSeq names its product mucin-4-like. The record is from RefSeq and is a predicted model, not a curated record. Bases 31 to 3222 code for a protein of 1063 amino acids. Lineage: Eukaryota; Metazoa; Chordata; Actinopteri; Acipenseriformes; Polyodontidae. Gene Ontology annotation, biological process: cell-matrix adhesion. Gene Ontology annotation, molecular function: calcium ion binding. The transcript is spliced from 18 exons.